GGUGGGGGUGGGGGAGCGGGCCUGGUUCCCGGGACACCAUGUUGGACUCGGAGGAGGAGAGCCAGGACCGGCAACUGAAAAUGGUCGUGCUGGGGGACGGCACCUCCGGGAAGACCUCCUUAGCUACGUGCUUUGCUCAAGAAACUUUUGGGAAACAGUACAAACAAACUAUAGGACUGGAUUUCUUUUUGAGAAGGAUGACACUUCCAGGAAACUUGAAUGUUACUCUUCAAGUUUGGGAUAUAGGAGGACAGACAAUAGGAGGCAAGAUGUUGGAUAAAUGUAUCUGUGGAGCACAGGGAAUUCUCUUGGUAUAUGAUAUUACAAAUUAUCAAAGCUUUGAGAAUUUGGAAGACUGGUAUUCUGUGGUGAAGAAAGUGAGCGAGGAGUCAGAAACUCAGCCGCUGGUUGCGUUGGUGGGCAAUAAAAUUGAUUUGGAGCAUAUGCGAACGGUAAAACUUGAAAAACACUUACGGCUUUGCCAGGAAAAUGGUUUUAGUAGCCACUUUGUCUCAGCAAAGACAGGAGACUCUGUCUUCCUGUGUUUUCAGAAGGUUGCUGCUGAAAUCCUUGGAAUCAAGUUAAAGCAGAAAUAGAACAGUCACAGAGGGUGGUGAGGGCGGAUAUUGUAAACUACAAUCAGGAACCUAUGUCAAGAACUGUUAACCCUCCUAGGAGCUCUAUGUGUGCAGUUCAGUGAGCACACUCUACCUUUGCACCAGUAUUCCUGGCUGCCCUUCACCCCCGCCCCCAUGGCCAGGGGCCUCUAGAAAGCUGUGUUAUCAGUGGCCAUCUCUGUAGCAUUCAGUUAACACCUUCUCCCAGCUUCCUCAGUGCACACCGCCGCCACAGCUGACGCAGCUCCUUGGCCUGAAGGAUCAACUUCAACUUCGGGACAACACGCUUGGAAUCCAAAAUGGAAAGCCUUUUCUCUGGAAUUAAACUGCUUCACUGAAAAAGAAUAAUUUUGGUUCUCUUUACAUUCUCCCUUCUUUUUUCUUCGACGUGAACUUUUUUAGACAAAUAUGAAAACGAUACAAGUCUUGAUCAGCAGCCAGGAUUUGGCACUGCACAAUUUCAUUCUCUUAUCUGAACUACCUGGCAAAGUGCGUUUCAGAGUGCAAACACUUAAACAAGUAAUAUAUUUUAUCAACAGAUACUUCAGAAGGCAUUCUUUUGCUGUCUGUUGUGAGUGAAAAUAUAUAAAGUUGUAUCCAACUGAAAAUGCUUGAAAUAAAGCUGUAAUAGAUAUAUUUUUUUCAUUUUUUUUAAAGAGGGCCUAAACUGUUUAUAUUGUAAUUGUAACUCACAAAGUAGUGAGUAUUUGCUAUUGUAUUUUUAUUACCAUGUCAUGGUCAUUAUGUAUCGUGUAAUACUCAGGUUGGAUGGCUUUAUGAAGUUUGGUAACUGUUCAGCUGUUGCUCCACAUGGACUUCCUCCUCCAAACUGCCCAAGAGCACUCCCAGAAUGAGUCCCGACUGUUGUUGGAUCAUUGUGGAUCAGACUGUACCUGAUGUUCAGAUGUUCUUCUUCUGCAAAUAAACUUAUUUCAAUUAAA
Molecule: messenger RNA, 1558 nt
Organism: Nyctereutes procyonoides (raccoon dog)
Lineage: Eukaryota; Metazoa; Chordata; Mammalia; Carnivora; Canidae
Product: ras-related protein Rab-28-like
Exons: 1
Coding region: 39-596 (185 amino acids)
Cellular component (GO): Golgi apparatus; endosome
Molecular function (GO): GTP binding; GTPase activity
Source: RefSeq, a predicted model, not a curated record